This is a messenger RNA of Struthio camelus australis, 1757 nucleotides long. NCBI's taxonomy places the organism in Eukaryota, Metazoa, Chordata, Aves, Struthioniformes, Struthionidae. The record is from RefSeq and is a predicted model, not a curated record.
UACCAGUCUGUACUUACAGAGGGGGGGACGCUAUUUGUUUGUCCAUUGUGUAAAUUUAUUCUGAAUAAAAGGUUACUUAUCUCUCUUUCAACUCCAGGAACUUUCAAACUUACAAUAGAAUUCACAGAAGAAUAUCCAAAUAAGCCACCUACUGUUAGAUUUGUCUCUAAAAUGUUUCAUCCAAAUGUCUAUGCAGAUGGUAGUAUAUGUCUGGAUAUUCUUCAGAAUCGUUGGAGUCCUACUUACGAUGUCUCCUCCAUCUUAACAUCCAUACAGUCUCUACUGGAUGAGCCAAAUCCUAACAGUCCAGCAAACAGCCAAGCAGCUCAGCUAUACCAAGAGAAUAAGCGGGAAUAUGAAAAACGGGUUUCUGCAAUAGUAGAACAGAGUUGGCGUGAUUGUUGACCCAGGAUGAUGCAAAUGAACACUCUGGUGAUGAGGAAAAUCAUAUAUGAAGUGUCUGAGUCAUCUUCUUCCUCCUAGCAUCACUGCAUUUACUUUGAAAGCAGAAUAGCUGUUGUGCUGUUGCCACCCUCCCUUGCUGAAGCUUCUUUUCCUUGGACAUCAGAAAGCACCCACUUUGAAGUCAAAUGUACUGUACUUGGGUUACUUGCAAAAGAAUUACUGACGCUGAAUUCAUUUUCUGUGCUCCCUCUCCAGUCUUAGGGCAGUAUUGUGCAUUUCUGUAGUGUACACUAAGCUUUUAAGUGUAAUUGUGUUAUACACAGUGAUGCUUAUGUGUAGCUUGAUAAAAGGGAUGUUUAUAUACAUACAUUUUUUAACUGAUAUUACUAAAGUGCUGAUCUGUCCAGGCUGGUCAUUUACCUCUAUUAUUGGUUUAGCCCCUCACUGCAUUUGUAAGUACUGAGUAAAGAAAUAACCUCUUGUUUCCCAUUUGUACUGAUUUAUCAACUCCAUGCCCAUGAAAAAUUCUUAAACUUCCAAAUUGAUUCCAGUUCAACUCAUUAGUAAGACCAUGGGAUGCCAGUUGCUUCUGCACUUAAUGUGCAAGAUUUAUGUAUAUUUAUACAUAAAUCACUGCAGUUGGGGGUACUUUGCUCUUUGCUUAGGGUGAGAAACAAAACCCUUUUUUCUUUUCUUUUAAUUUUAAAUAGUGUGUUAAAGCACAUACCUAUAGAGACUGCUUCAGUAAGUUUCUAUAGUCCUGUCACUGAGGCAUUACUGGACAAAACAAGGUAGAGCUGUGGUACUCUGAGUAAAAAAACCUUCCAAAAUAAGGAAGAAGUAAAACCCGCAGUGUUCCAAAGGUGGAAUAAUGUUUCUUUAGUGUCUUUCUCCCUCCUUCCCCUUAUCUUUAUCUGAGAAAGAUAAGUUUGUUGGGAUCCAACUUUGCCUCUUGGAAAGUUUGAAUAAAGUAGUUUGGGGUGGGCACUUGAGGCUCUGCAGUUCCUGCUCUUUGUAGAUUACUCUGUGGUUUGUGUGAGCUACAGCUGCAUGCUUCAGUUAGUUUUCCUUCAAUUUUAUGAAAGUAUUUUUUCAGCCCUGAAGAAACAUUUGUAAGUCCAGACUCACUUUUUUGUAAGGCUAAGUUUGUACAUUUGGAUACAGUACCUUAAGCAGCAGCGUGGGAUAAAACCUACAAUUGUGUUGUCCACUGUUCCUGUGUCUUGUGUACACAUUGGUCUGUUAGUUGAGAAGUAUAACUUUGCACAAGUAACCCAUGUAAGAAACUGUACAUUUUUCAAAACUUGUAAAUAAAGUGUAACCUUAAAUGCUUAUUGUAUAAAUAGGCAAGA